UUGAAAAAUGAGUACAUUACGAAGAUCUCCAAAAAAACACCUUCGCCCAGGUGCUUUAUGCAAUUUUGUGCCAAAAGCGAAAAGCAUCAUUGAAGACUCAAGCUGAUUAUGACGAUAUGUUGCUUGGAAGCCCUGUUUUAAAGAAAAAGAGUGCUCUUCGUAGGUUUUCUGCACCUGUUAGAGUUGUAAUUGACUCACCACCUGCUCUUAGUACUAGAGCAGCAACUCGUCAAAUGGUCUAUAAUAUAGAGCCAGAUCCAAAUGAUGAUGUAGAAGACAUGGAGAUGUCACUUGGAAGUUCAAAAACUAGAAGAUCUCUUAAUUAUGAAGUAGAUAUGGUAGUUGAUAGUGUUUGUGAAAAGGGAGUAAGGGAGGAACAUGAAGAGAUAGCUGAUGAGGAAAGGGUUGGUGCAGAAUUUGAAGAAGGGGCUGCUGCACAAUGUGAAGAAGUGGCUGAGAUAGAACUUGACAACCUCUUAGAAAAUCUGUUAGAUUACAAAAAACAACUGAUGAGGCAAAUCAAACUGAGAUUGAAGAAAUACCUCAAGAUGUAGAUGCGAAUGUAAUGAACUUAGCCAAGAAGACAAGGGGAAAAACUCUAUUGGCAAAUCUUACCAAGAGGAACUAUGACUUAAGGAUAAUAAGCUGGAAUGAAAAAGGGCAACCAGUUGGUACUAACUCAGUGCAAUUUUCUUCUUUUGUGGGCGCUCUUGUGCGAGAGGUUGUUCCUUACACUAUUUCAGAUUGGAGGAAAGUUUCACCAAUUAUGAGAGAUGUUCUUUGGGCAUCUAUUCAGGCACAAUAUGACUUACAUGAUGAUUGGCAAAAAAAGAUGUGCUUUGAAAUGAUGGAAGAACUAUGGAGAGCUGGGAAAUCUAGACUUGUAAAGGAUAUUAUCAAUGCAAAAAAUGAGAGUGAACGACUAGCCUUAAAGCCGGAUUGCAUAAAAAGUGAUGUAGAAUGGAGAGCAUUUGUUGCCAAAAAAAUUAGUAAAGAAC
This is a messenger RNA of Humulus lupulus (European hop), 998 nucleotides long. RefSeq lists its product as uncharacterized. NCBI's taxonomy places the organism in Eukaryota, Viridiplantae, Streptophyta, Magnoliopsida, Rosales, Cannabaceae. The record is from RefSeq and is a predicted model, not a curated record. The transcript has 2 exons. The coding region runs from base 117 to 554 and encodes 145 amino acids.